Molecule: messenger RNA, 2657 nt
Organism: Rhincodon typus (whale shark)
Lineage: Eukaryota; Metazoa; Chordata; Chondrichthyes; Orectolobiformes; Rhincodontidae
Gene: matn4
Product: matrilin 4
Exons: 13
Coding region: 516-2546 (676 amino acids)
Molecular function (GO): calcium ion binding
Source: RefSeq, a predicted model, not a curated record
CCCCUCCUGCAGAUUUAUUUGAGUGGUUCAGGCAGAAAGCGGGGAGUUUUAUCACUUUGUACUCUUCCUUAAAUUUUGCAUCUGAUGUCCAUUCAUUUAUUGGAAUCCCAGAGGUUACUAACUGGAGGAUAUCUCUGGGAUUGUGUGUCUGUGUUUUUUUAAUUGAAGAAAGCACUCGUGGUCUGUUAUUUUUAAAAUAUAUAUAGUUUUUUUUAUUGUUAUCUUACCUUUGCCAUAAGUCUGCCCGGAAGAAGUUUCUAUCGCCCUCCGUCUCUCCCAGCGGUUCGAUUGGGAUCCUGUGCCGCCUUUCAGCAUUCCCAGCCCGGAUCAGCAGGUCGGGCCGAAGAUACUUGUCCUUUACACGGAUGUCCCAGGUUCUCUUGCCAUUGAUAAUCGGGAUAAAGCUCAGGGUUUGAGAGAAGAUUUGAGUGAAGAGUGAAGAUUGAUAAAGAUCAGUCAUCUCCUCUGGUACCUUGUCUCCAUUUCUCAGUCAGUCACACACCUCAGUUUGAAAGAUGAAGCUGCCUCUGGCAAUUGGUUUAGUCCUGAUAAUGGAAGUUCUCUUGAUGGAUGGGAUUCAUGCAGCCAAAAGAAGACAAACGAAGAUAAGGGACAGAAUGAUUGCAGAUAGAAAGUGUACAACUGGUCCCAUGGAUCUGCUGUUUAUUAUUGACAGUUCCAGGAGUGUCCGCCCCUUUGAGUUCGAGCUGAUGAGGAACUUUGUGAUUGACAUGAUCAAUUUCUUGAAUGUGGGACCUGAUGCUGCCAGGAUUGCUAUGAUCCAGUACUCCAGCCAGAUCCAGAAUAUCUUCUCCUUCAAGACCUUCCAGAAGAAAGCUGACAUGAUCAAGAGUAUCAAGGAGGUGAUCCCAUUGGCCCAGGGCACAAUGACCGGCUUAGCCAUCAAGUAUGCCAUGAGUAUUGCUUUCACUGAGAAAGAGGGUGCCCGUCCCCUGGUGCAGAAAAUCCCAAGAGUUGCCAUCAUUAUAACAGACGGGAGGCCCCAGGACCGGGUUACUGAGGUGGCAGCGGAGGCUCGGGAGUCUGGUAUUGAGAUCUAUGCCGUCGGGGUGCAGAGAGCAGAGAUGUCCUCCCUCAGAGCCAUGGCCUCUUUGCCACAUGAGGAACACGUCUUCCUGGUUGAGACCUUUGACCUGAUUAAUCAAUUUGCUAAGACCUUCAAGGACAAGCUAUGUUCUCAGGACCUGUGUGCUAAUGUAAAUCAUGGUUGUGAGCAAAUCUGUAUCAGCACACCUGGAUCCUUCCGCUGUGCGUGCCGUGAGGGUUAUGUGCUGAACCCAGACAAGAAGACAUGCACAGCUGUCAACCACUGUGCCCUGGGAGAUCAUGGCUGUGAACAUAUCUGUGUAAGUACGCCUGGGUCCUACCACUGCCGCUGUCGACCUGGGUACACUCUUAAUCAGGACAAGAAGACUUGCUCCGCCAUCAACCUCUGCUCCCUGGGAGAUCACGGCUGUGAGCACAUCUGCGUGAGCACCCCUGGGUCAUAUAAGUGCCGUUGCCGACCAGGAUACACCCUCAACCAGGACAAGAAGACCUGUACCAUGGUGAACUAUUGUUCAUUUGGGAACCACAGCUGCCAACAUGAAUGUGUCAGCAUUCUGAAUGGAUACUACUGCACGUGCCAGGAUGGAUUUGAACUGCAGGAUGAUGGGAAAACAUGUAAAGCUGUUGACAUGUGUAACACGGUGGAACAUGGGUGUGAGUUCGAGUGUGUCAGCACCCCUGGGUCAUACUUCUGCAUCUGCCCUGCAGGGAGGCAACUCAAUGAGGAUGGGAAGACCUGUAACAGAUGCAGUAAGGCAAACAUUGACCUGGUCUUUGUCAUUGAUGGUUCCAAAAGUGUGCGACCCGAGAACUUUGAACUGGUGAAGAAGUUUGUGAACAACAUUGUAGAUGCCUUGGAUAUCUCCAGCCAGGGGACCCGUGUUGGCUUGGUGCAGUAUUCCAGCCGUGUGCGCACUGAGAUUCCGCUGGGUGUGCACACAUCCGCUGUGGCUGUGAAGAAGGCGGUGAACAAUGUGGUGUACAUGGAGAAGGGCACCAUGACUGGACUCGCUCUCAAACACAUGGUGGAGAACGUCUUCACUGAAGCAGGAGGUGCCAGGCCUGGGUCUCAGAGCCUGCCCAGGGUAGGCAUUGUAUUCACUGAUGGCCGUUCUCAAGACAGCAUCACCGAGUGGGCCAAAAAGGCCAAAGACGCUGGGAUCACCAUGUAUGCUGUUGGUGUCGGUAAGGCGGUGGAGGAUGAACUGCAAGAAAUUGCCUCAGAACCAGUGGAUCAACACUUCUUCUACGCUUCAGAUUUUAACAUCAUCGAUCAAAUCGCUGAGAAUCUAAAAGUGAACAUUUGUGAGGAGGAAGUGACUGGGCAGGAGACGAUUAAAGAUCCUUGUGCUUGUGAAACCCUCGUAGCAUUCCAACAAGACACACUAUCGUUGUUAGAAGAAUUCUCUCAAAAGCUGGCCCAGAUGACAGGAAAGCUGGAUGAUUUGGAAAACAGGUUGCCAAAGGCAGUGAAAUAAAAUGUGAACAGAAAACUCACCACCAUCAUUGCACCAUCCGAGGUGUUCCUGCGUCGCUAAAGUUAUUUUAGCUUUUUGUGUAAUUGUCUUAUUUUCUGGGUGUUUUUUUUU